GACACAAAAGGGAAUGUUUGAAGUUAUGUUGUUGGAUUAUGGCGAAUGGAAAACCCAAAAUUAUAUUUAAGUUUGUAAAUCAAAUGAAUGGGAAACAUACAUCAGAGGACGAGAAACACAUUUCAUUAAGUUUCAUUCGCCCAAAUGUUUAAUGUACCAUUUGAUAUGAUUUUACUAAAUACACUGUUGUUGUUGUUGUAUUUUAUUUAAGUGCAGUUUUUUGCACAUUAGACAGCACAAUGGAAUUUUUACUUGAUUGAUUCAAACCAGCAUUUCUUAACAUCUACAAUCCUAUCAAACAGUGUUCAGUGUGUACUUUUAAAGAAAAGAUAAUCUUUACAUUUGUAUCACUCAAACAAGAGGUUUGCAAAGUCAACUCAUAAAUUUACUAUUUAUUAACCUCUAUAAUAGUUACCUCUUGAAAAUAGACUGACAAAUGAAUUUAGAUUAAAAUUCGUUUUUAACCUGUCCUGCCAUUUCCAGCCCAUCACAGCAGACAUUAUUUCUAGCACAGCAUGACCUGUUCAAAAAUAUUUCAGAAGAUCUGAAAACAAAGCAUUGCAUAUCCACAUUUCCACUUUACCUCAGCACUGAAGCAGAGGAAGAUGGGUUUAGAUGACCACAAUACUUAACUACACUGUGGGUCUGAUCAGUGUGAUCUUUUAUUCAGAUCACAGCUAAUAAAAUCAGUACAAAAAAUUAACGUACUGUAACUAAAUUAUAAAUUAGAUGAUUAUCAGAUUGCAGCCAUUCACACUAAUUUAUUCCAAACGUUGUUCUCACAACUGUGUGUUUUGUGAAUGCAUUUGUGCAAUUCAGAUCUUCUCUCCUUUUAAUAAAUAAUCAAACCAAAGCCUAACAAUUGUAAAUAAACAUUUACUUCUUUAUUAUAUGGAAGCUUGUUUACCACAAAAUAAUGAAUAAAAAAUAUAUAAAAUAAAAUAUUUUGAGAUAAAAAAAAAUUAAUAAUCUUGCAGUUUAUAUUUUGCAGUUCAGACUUUUUGUUUCUCUCAUAACUGUAGAGUUUAUAUCAUUUGUGAGGAAUGUAUCUUGCAAUCUGAGUUUAUAUCUCACAAUUCUGAUUUCAUUACUCACAGAUCUGUUUUAUAUAUAUAUUUCCUCUGAAUUGUGUGAUAUAAGGUCCAUAUAGAUAUAGACUUAGAAUCUUGGGAUCAGAAUUGUGGUAUAAAGAGGAUUUACAUUUUUUUUGUUUUUAUUCAAAAAAACAUUGUACAUUACUAAAAUUGAUCUGUUGCUGUUUAGAUGUGGAAUUUUUUAAUUAAAAAGUUGCUAAAGCAUGAAUAAAAGGCGUUACCUCUUUGUUCUUACAUGUGGCCAUUAUAAUAAGAGAAGAAAGCUGGAAAUUUAACCGGACGAUGGGCGAGAGCCUUGAAGACAUCAGAUGCCAAAGCCCUCGGAUGUGAUGGUAACCAUGCCAGUACACCAGCAACAGCGCGAAUACGUCUCCAGGUUCCUGACCACCAAGCCACUGGCUCUGGGGAUUUUGGAAAUAUUGCUAGCCUUAUUGGGACUCUGUUUGACAAUCUGGAAUGAGAGUUUUUUUCUUCUCUGGUCACCAAUCAGCUUCACUUUAACUGGACUUGUUACAGCCUCGGCAGCAAACACAUGUAAACCGUGUCUGGUCAAAUCCUCACAAAUGCUCAGCUAUCUAAAUGCAGCAGCAGCUGCUCUGUCUCUCCACUUUCACUUUUAUUUCACUUGGGGUGUAUCCUGCUUUCUCCUUAUGGGCUGUGAUACUUUCAUCUUCAUCUUCUCUGUUACUGUUGCCUUAACUUCCUGUUCCUGUUGUUGCAGACCAAAGUCGAGACGUGUGGAGGUCAGUUAUAUGGGCGCUGAUUUGCCUGUCAACCAUAUUGUGCUCGUGGGCCAGCCGGACUCUUCUGCAGUGGUGCAGUCCAUUAGUUCAGUGGUGUACAUGCUGCCGGCUGCACAUGGGCUAGUCCCACCUGCACCUCUGCCACAUUACAGUCCAGUGCCAGCUCUACCUCCACCAACCUACGAGCAGGUCUUAGCUACACCUCCACCAAACUACGGUCCGGUCCCAAGUGCACCUCCACCAGCAUAUGAGUAUGAAGAUUUACAGACCAGAAGAUGAACUAGAUCUCAGACACAAAAGGGGAUAUUUGAUGAUUACACAAUGGAUUAUAGCAAAUGGGAAUAUAUAUAUAUAACAAUAAAACAAAUAAAUUAUUUUUGAAAAAAAAAAAUCUGUGAAUGCAUGUUGUAAAUGAAUUUGUCACAUAACAAUUGUGAUUAUCUAAAUUUGUUAGUUCUGUCCCCUUUAAUGUGCCUUAGAUGUAACAAAUGUGGAUGAGAAACAUGAAUGAGAAGGUUUUUUCUUUUUUUAUUAUGUUUUUCCUCUCCUAAAAUGUUUUAAUUUUAACAUAUGAACAUACCAAGUAAAUUUUACCUGAUAAAUUCAGCUCAGUACUUACAGACUGACAUUUAAAAUCUUGUCAAACAGUGUUCAGUGAGUAUUUUCAGAGAAAAUACUUAUUUAUUGCAUAUUAAGCUAUAAAAUUAUAAUCUCUUAAAUACAGACUUUAAAAGGUUAUACAUUUUAUAUUCAAGUUUGGCUUUGAUCUGUCCUUCCACGUACUAAAGUGAUGUUUCCAGCUCAUGACAACACAACUCGUGGCUUGUUUAAAAAUAUCAAAUAUACAACAGAUGAUUAUCUGAUUCCAAAGGAGAGUCAUUCAAAAAUGUAUCAAAUGUAUCUUUUCUUCCUAACCAGUGUUACUUAUUAUUUUACAAUAACCAAGACACUAUUAUAGCUUUUGUUAAUAUUUUAAAUUCCAUUUUUUUGUAUUUUGUUUUCAUUUUAAUUAAAGUUUUUUUUAUAUAUUUAA
Molecule: messenger RNA, 2870 nt
Organism: Carassius gibelio (silver crucian carp)
Lineage: Eukaryota; Metazoa; Chordata; Actinopteri; Cypriniformes; Cyprinidae
Exons: 8
Coding region: 1403-2116 (237 amino acids)
Source: RefSeq, a predicted model, not a curated record